This is a messenger RNA of Sciurus carolinensis (gray squirrel), 1519 nucleotides long. RefSeq names its product CEA cell adhesion molecule 16, tectorial membrane component (gene Ceacam16). The record is from RefSeq and is a predicted model, not a curated record. Lineage: Eukaryota; Metazoa; Chordata; Mammalia; Rodentia; Sciuridae. The transcript is spliced from 6 exons. Bases 77 to 1351 code for a protein of 424 amino acids.
GCCCGGCCCCGACCGUGAAGGGCUGGGAGCCCGGGACCCCAACGCACCACCUCCAAGGCCCAGCCUGGGGUGACAGAUGGCGCUGGCCAGGUGCAGCUGGCUCCUCCUCAGCGUGGGGAUCCUGAGUGCGAGGGCCGAGCUCUCCAUCACCCCCGAGCCCGCCCAGCCGGCUGAGGGGGACAACGUCACUCUGGUGGUCCGCGGGCUUUCGGGGGAAGAGCUGGCCUACAGCUGGUACGCAGGGCCCACGCCCAGCCUGACCCACCUGGUGGCCAGCUACAUCGUGAGCACGGGCGAUGAGACCCCCGGCCCGUCCCACACGGGGCGGGAGGCUGUGCGCCCCGACGGCAGCCUGGACAUCCGGGGCGUCCUGCCCGGGCACUCGGGCACCUACCUCCUGCAGACCCUUAACAGGCAGCUCCAGACCGAGGUGGGCUACGGACACGUGCAGGUCUAUGAGGUCCUGGCCCCGCCCACGGUCAUCGCCAACCACACGGCGCUGGUGGAGCACCGGGACACCCUGCGGCUCCUGUGCAGCAGUCCCAGCCCCGCUGAGGCCCGCUGGUUCUUCAACGGUGACGCCCUGCCCAUUGCAGUCCGCCUCGGCCUGUCCCCUGAUGGCCGGGUGCUGACCCGCCAUGGCAUCCGCAGGGAGGAGGCGGGAGCCUACCAGUGUGAGGUGUGGAACCCCAUCAGCGUCAGCCGCAGCGAGCCCCUCAACCUGACCGUGUACUUUGGCCCGGAGCGCGUGGCCAUCCUCCAGGACGGGACCGCCCGCACAGGCUGCACCAUCAGAGUGGACUUCAACGCCUCCCUCGCCCUGCGCUGCGUGUCCCGGUCCUGUCCCGAGCCCGAGUACGUGUGGGCCUUCAACGGGCGGGCCCUGCAGAGCAGCCAGGCCCACCUGGACAUCAGCGGCAUGACGGCGGCCCAGGAGGGCACGUACACGUGCAUUGCCAAGAACCCCAAGACCCUGCUGUCCGGAUCUGCCUCCGUGGUGGUCAAGCUGUCUGCGGCGGCAGUCACCAUGAUGAUCGUGCCUGUGCCCGCCAAGCCGAUGGAGGGCCUGGACGUGACCCUGACCGUCCAAGGCUACCCCAAGGACCUGCUGGUCUACGCCUGGUACCGCGGGCCCGCCUCCGAGCCCAACCGGCUCCUCAGCCAGCUGCCGUCGGGGAACUGGAUCGCGGGCCCGGCGCACACGGGCCGGGAGGUGGGCUUCGCCAACUGCUCGCUGCUGGUGCAGAAGCUGAACCUCACCGACGCCGGCCGCUACGUGCUCAAGACCGUCACGCUGCAGGGCAAGACCGACACGCUGGAAGUGGAGCUGCAGGUGGCGCCCCUGGAGUAGCAGCGUGGCCUCGGAGACCUCGGGGAGAAGGGGUCUCCUCACCAUCUCCCCACCUCCGCCCCGAGGGCAGGACCACGCGGCAGGGACGCUGGCUGUGCCCCGGCUCCCCGCUUCGGCCCAGCGUUAGUGCCAGCGAGACUCCGCCCCUCGCUCGCUGUCCCAGAGCCA